Amyelois transitella is the source of this 4840-nucleotide messenger RNA. It is a transcript of the gene Xpc, whose product is annotated as DNA repair protein complementing XP-C cells homolog. The record is from RefSeq and is a predicted model, not a curated record. NCBI's taxonomy places the organism in Eukaryota, Metazoa, Arthropoda, Insecta, Lepidoptera, Pyralidae. Gene Ontology annotation, molecular function: damaged DNA binding; single-stranded DNA binding. The transcript is spliced from 10 exons. Bases 135 to 3794 code for a protein of 1219 amino acids. Gene Ontology annotation, biological process: mismatch repair; nucleotide-excision repair. Gene Ontology annotation, cellular component: nucleotide-excision repair factor 2 complex; nucleus; cytoplasm.
CGUGUUUCAUUCUUUGUAUUAUUUGUUUUUUUUUGCGUUAAUGUAGACCUGUUUCUAAAUAUUAUAAUUGUUUAAUAACUUUCUUACCUAUUUAAUUAUUUAUUGAUUAGAACUAGCAAUAUUACUGCAUAAAAAUGCCUACAACUCGACGUAAGCAAAUAAAAACAGUUUACAAAAACAGCGAUAGCGAAGAAGAAACUGGUGAUUUCAGUGAUUCCGGGUCUGAUGCAAAAAUAUCAGAAGAAUCAAGCAGCGAUGAAGAUGAAGAAGAUGGUGGAGGCUCAUCGGGCGACGAUUUUAAGUUCAUUAAGAGAAAACCAUGUACAUCUCAAAUUAAAAGACGACCUAAAUUCUCCAAAACUUUAAUUAAUAAAAUAAACAAGAGUUCGUCUGGUGAACAGCUAGAAGACAAUGCUGACGGAAAUGAUCCAGUUCUAUUUUCAGUAAAGGAUCUAACUGAUGCAGACAAAUUAUUGCCAUCAAUAUUAAAUUUGUCUGAGAGUGAUAGCAGUGAUGAUGAAUGUCCAAAACCUAGACCUACAAAAAAUGUUUCUAUUCCAAGCACAUCCCAAUUUUAUGAAGAGUAUAAUAGUGACAAAGAACAAAAUGAUUAUAAAGAUGUAUUUUCCAGCAAUAUACAAGACAACAGUGAAGAGAUUGCUAAGAAAACAUUCAUCGAAUUAGAACUUCACAAAACCAAGAUUGAGCAAACCAAAGCAUCUAUUCAAAAUUACAAUAUGCAACAAGAAAAAGUAAAUGAAUCUAACAUAGAAGAUUUACUUGCUCUAGGUGAAGAAGUGCUGAAUGCGCCCUCUCAGCCAUUCCAACAGAAAAAGGGCAAAAGGAGAAAUUAUAAAGAUGACAGUGAUUCCGAUAUGGAAGAUUGGGAAGAGGUAAAAGAACGCAAAGAAAUACCAGCUCAAGGAUUGCAACUCAUUGUUGACCUGCCAGACUUAGUAUGUAGAAAAAGCAAAAAGAUUGAUGUGGAAAUGAUGAUGAAACGUAAAAUCAAUAGAGUAAAGAAAGAAUAUCAGGUUUAUAUGCAUAAAGUACAUGUUCUUUGCUGGCUAGGCCAUGGGAACUAUGUAAGUCGUGUUUUGAAUGAUCAGGAAAUAUUGGCAGCUGCUUUAACUUUGGUACCUUCAAAAGAAUGUUAUCCAGGUGAAAGAGUGGACAUGAAAUACUUAGAACAAAUAACAACAUGGUAUAAAGAUAAGAUUGUCCUUAAACAAGACAAAAACGAAGAUAAAUUUCGACCAAAGGCUCCACCAUUGAAGGCACUAUUGAUUGAACAAAUGAAAAAGAAAACAGCCACUGCCAAAAAGUAUGUGGUAUUUAUUUUUAUUGCAAUGCUUAGAGCUCUGGGCCUACAAUGUCGUGUUAUGUUUAAUUUUGUGACAUUACCUAUCAAACCGCCUGUAUCAGAAUUGUGCUCAUUAUCAACAAAACCAAAUAAUGCUAAAUCUAAUUCCAAAGAACAGAAUAAAAAAUCUGUAAGACCUCAUAGCAAUGUUACUGAAAAUUAUAAAAAGAAAAGCACUAAAGAUCAAAAUCUUAAAAUAAACCAGUUAGAUGGUAAUUGUAAUAAUGAAUUAUGCACUGAUAGUCAAUAUGGCAACAUAGAUCAGCUAGAUGGUAAUAGUGACAUUAUGUCUACAAAAGUAUGCAGGACUAGAGCUACUAAAACUCGAAAUAUAAGUGAUAAUGAGACAGCUGGGAAAGAAGAUGUGUCACCACCAAAAAGGGCUCGAAAAAGUCCAAGUCCUAAAUUAGACAAAAGCAAAAAACCCAAUAAAAAAAUUGAUAAGAAAGGUAUUGUUGCUGCUACUAGUAUGAAGCAGCAAAAUAAAAAAGAUGUUCUUGAAAGUUGUUCUAAAGAAUUCCAAAAGAGUAACCAUGAAGGAAAGAGUAACAAAGGGGUUCCUUUAGAACUUUCGCCAAGAAAAACCAGAAAUUCUAAAAUUAACAAACCUACUACAAACAACCUUCCUAAGAGAGAAAAUGAAGAAUUAUUAAAUAAAGAAUCCUUUACAAAAAAAUCAUCUCAUAUCAGAAAACAAGAAUCAACGCCUAAAAUUAUCAUCACAAGUGAAAAUGAAAAUAAAAUUUCUAGUAAAUUCUUUAGUACUGACACAUCUACAAAAGCAGAUGGCACUCUAAGGUUAUCAAGGAAACGAUCCCAAACAACAAAUUUAACGACAUUUCAGAAAAAUAAUAGUCCAUGUGAUAAACAAGCAGGUAAUAGUAAAUCAAGGACACAUAGUGCUCCAGAAAAAGCAGGAGAAAAAAGCAAGUAUUUCAGUGACAGUGAAGAAAAAAAUGUAGCGAAAAAGAAACCUAGGCUAAGCGUUAAAUCGGCGCAUGUUAAAGAUAACACAGAAGAUAAAAAACGUGUAAGUCAUAAAGAUUUAGUUAAAAGCCGACCUAAACCAAAGGGUGAUGUUACAGCAGAUUUAGUAAGCAUAAUUAAGAACCGAGUAAAAGAAGCAAAGGAAGAUGCUAAGAAAGGUAUUGUAAAAGGUAAAGUAAAACAUGAAUCUGAUGAAGACAGUGAUUUCUUGCCUGAGGAAGCUCAAAAGAAACCUAAUCCCGACAGUGAUGAUGACUUUAAGCCAACAAAAAUAAGUCCAAAAGCAGCAAUUAACCGCAAACCAAGCACAAGUAAGAAAGACCGUCGUGUGCUAUCGUCUGAUGAGGACACUCCUAAAAAUAAAAUGGAUGUCUGGUGUGAGGUGUAUGUUGAAGAGUUGGAGCAAUGGAUUGCAGUUGAUGUUAUAUCUGGAAAAAUACAUUGUCCUGAAUUCAUUUAUGGUCGAGCGACUCACCCAGUGUGUUACGCGGUCGGCUGGGACAACAAUAACUAUUUGAAGGACUUAACACGAAGAUACGUUCCUCACUGGAACACGGUGACGCGCAAGCUGCGAGCCGAACUCCUUUGGUGGAGCAAGGCGAUACAACCGUGGCUUGGACCCAAAACUGCUAGAGACAGGGAAGAAGAUCUCCAUUUGGAUAGGAUGCAGCUGGAAGCUCCAUUGCCGAAGAGUAUUGCUGAAUACAAAAACCAUCCCCUUUACGCACUGAAGCGCCACCUGCUGAAGUUCGAAGCCAUCUACCCGCCGGACGCGGCCGCGCUGGGCUUCGUGCGCGGCGAGCCGGUGUUCGCGCGCGACUGCGUGCACACGUGCCGCUCCCGCGACACCUGGCUGAAGGAAGCUAAGGUCGUGAGGCUGGCCGAGCAGCCGUAUAAAGUGGUCAAGGCUAGGCCUAAGUGGGAUAAGCUCUCAAACAAGCUCAUCACAGACAAACCCCUGGAAGUGUUCGGACCAUGGCAAGUACAGGACUAUGAGCCUCCUGUAGCAGAAAAUGGCAUGGUUCCCCGCAAUGCUUACGGCAAUGUUGAGCUGUUCAAAGAUUGCAUGCUUCCCAAAGGAACAGUACACUUAAAGUUGCCAGGCUUGAACAAAGUGUGCAAAAAGCUGAAUAUUGACUGUGCGCCGGCCAUGACAGGGUUUGAUUUCAACGGCGGCUGGUCCCACCCAGUGUACGACGGAUUUGUGGUCUGCCAGGAGUUUGAGGAGAUUGUUACUGAAGCGUGGAUUAAGGAUCAAGAGGAACAAGAACGCCGCGAAGUGGAAAAGAUGGAAGCAAGAGUUUAUGGCAAUUGGAAACGAUUGAUACGCGGACUUUUUAUUAAAGAAAGACUCAAGUGCAAGUAUGGUUUUGAAGAGCCUUCAACUUCCCAAGACAGUAAAAAAAAAGCUAAAGCUCCAAGGUUGGUUGUAAAGAAAAGAUAAAUUUAACUUCUGACAGUUUUGAAUAGAUCCCUAAGGCUUAAAUCAUUAUUUUACAAUCACUGAAUAUAGAAAAACAAAUGCGCAGGUAUACUGGGUUCACAGUUUACAAUUCUUAGAUCAGACUAAAUGGUAUACUUAAUUCGGAAAUUGUUUUUCUAAUCACCAAAUAAGUCGUUACCUUCAAAAUCUACCUAAAUAUAAAAUUAUUUAUAUCAUGUGCAUAGCGGUAUUUGUUUUUCUAUAUUCAGUGAUUGUAUGAAUGAAUAGAAAAUAAAUAAAUUAGGAGCAUAGUCCGGCAAUUGCCGUAACUUGUUAAUUAUCUACCUCAAAUUCAGUGUAGGGUUUUCAUAAUAUUAAUUUAGUGUUAGAAUGCUUUUUAAUAGAAUGCAGCACAGCUACGUAUAUACUGUGAUAUCUAUACUAUAUAAAUUACUCUUAAUUAACAUCACAGCCGCUGUAAUCAUCAUCGUUUAUCGUCAUCCAGUGUUAUUGGGAUAAUAAUUUCAAAAUAAUGUUAAAUAUGUUUUGUUCGAAAAAUAGUCUUGGUGAUAUUAACGUGUGGUUACAUACGUACAUAACAUUGAUCUUAUUUAUAAGUAAUAUUAUUACAAUUUGAUAAAUUUUUGACCAUUCAUCUAGGUCACUGUCAAUAAAACAAAUUUAUUGGAAAACACAUCACAAAAACCGCCUAAACUGAGUUAUAAAAUUACGAAGUUAAAUUAAUCUGUUAAUUUUUUAUUAUGUCAUUUCUGAUUGUGUCGUGUUUUAUUGCAUUUAUCAUACUUAUUGUUAUUUGAUAUUGAUAGCAUGUUAGAACAUUGUUUUAAUAAAUGAAAAUUCAAAUAUAAUGUAUAUCUUUAUUCAAUAAAAAAUGUUUAUAAAUUAUACAAUAAUCAUACAAUAUUUAUCAUUUGCAAUAAGCUGUCUUAAUGUUUACAUCUUGUAUACUGUGUACGUUACAUAGCAAAAGCUCCAAAGCAUUACUUAGUUAUAUAGCACAGCUUAUUGUGCCGGAAGCAGUAAAUAAGAUACGAUAAAACUAUAUA